AUUUCCACAUACACACACUGCGCACAUCAUCAUCAUCACCGAAUACGACUACAACUUGCGCUCAGUUCGUUUUAUGGUUCGGUUGUUACAACACACCGAAUCGAGCAAUCGUAGCAGCCGAAACAAAAAGUGUGCGAAUUUCGUGUGUUUGCAUUCACAGCCUGUCAAAGCGCUUAAAAGUGAUAAUAAUUACAGAAAACGUGUUCGAAUCGCGUCUGACAUUUGCCGAUCGCGUAAAAGUGCUGACAUUGAUUAGUAUUUAGCAAUUAGCAAUUAUACAACAUUCAAGAUGAGUAACAUACCAACAUGGUACAGCAACAAGAACAUCUUCAUCACCGGCGGCACUGGUUUCCUCGGCCUGUGCCUCAUUGAGAAACUCUUACGCACCGUACCGGACAUUGGCUCGAUUUACAUCCUCGUCAGACCAAAACGUGGCAAAGAAAUCGAAGCACGUCUUGAGGAACUAAAAAAGAACUCCGUUUUUGAUAAACUCAACGAAUCAGGCACUCUGGACACGGUUUUCAAGAAACUAAAAGCAGUUGCUGGUGAUGUAGGCCAACCAGAUCUCGGUCUAUCUUCUGCUGAUCGUUCUGAGUUGACAGGAUGUGUGAAUGUGAUUUUCCACUCGGCUGCCACAUUGGAUUUCGCAGAGACGCUGAAAACCACCGUAGAUAUUAAUCUGUUGGGGACAAGAAGAUGUCUGGAGUUGGCUAAGCAAUGCCGUGACAUGAAGGCGUUUGUGCAUGUUAGCAGUGCGUAUGUGAAUUCAUGGCAAUUGCAAGCAGAUGAAGUGCUUUAUCCGCUGCCGGAUCAUAUCGAUGUUGAGGAGGUUAUUAAGUUGACGGAGACGUUGAAUGCUGAGGAGUUGGAUGCGAAAACGGUGGAGAUUUUGGGGGAGCAUCCGAAUACUUAUACGUUGACGAAGCAUAUGGCUGAGCAUGAGGUGGUGAAGAAUCAGAAGGUGUUUCCGUGUGCUAUUGUACGGCCAAGUAUGAUUACCACAGCAUGGAAAGAACCAAUGCCCGGUUGGACAAUGUCCAAAAACGGCCCACAGGGUUUCAUCAUGGGCGCAUCCCGUGGUGUCCUCCGAAGAUUACCAGUCGGUAAAAACUUGAUCUAUGAUUAUAUCCCAGUGGAUAUUGUUGUUAAUGGAUUGAUAGCAGCUGGUUUCCAUGCAGGAAUGAAUGAAUCUAAAAACCUGGAAAUCUAUCAAUGCACAAGCAGUCAUUGCAAUCCCUUCCGUUGGGCCAUGGUGGAGGACAGGAUGAACAACAUGCUGCAUCGUUAUCCACUGAUGAGUGCCGUGUGGUAUCCGCAUUUGAAGCUGUUACCAAGCGUGCAACAUUUCAAACUCUCCGCGUUCUUCAUGCAUAUUAUCCCGGCGUUUUUCUUGGAUUUAUUGACGAGGAUCUGUGGAGGAAGACCUAUUUUGAUGAAAUUACACCGUAAUGUGAAUGAUUCACUCGGGCGUCUGGAAAAGUUCAUUUUCACCGAAUGGACUUUCGGUAAUCAGAAAACAAUGGCGUUGCACGAGUGGUUAUCACCAGUUGAUCAGAAGAAUUAUAGUUUGGAUGUGCGUAAUUUAUCAUGGCCGGAAUACUUUGAGGAUUUGGCCAAGGGUGUAAGGCAGUAUUUGUCGAAGGAGUCAAUGAAGAAUGUUGAAGCUGCGCGUGGCAAAGACACAUUGUUAAUGGUCGUCCAUCUUGUCUUCCAAGCCUGUUUCUACUCUCUCCUGUGGUAUGUUGUCGCUUGCUUGAUCGGCACCACAAUGACGAAAAGCGCAAUGGUUGUUCCAUUAGCUUACAUCUUAUUCUCCUUUUUGUAAAGAAAAAUCCCCAUCAACAUCUACAAUAAUUUGUUUGUCAUAAAAAUUACACAUGUACUAACUAAUGUAAUGCCUAAUUUACUCGAAUAUUAUUCAUAUUUUUGUAUUAUUCUUACAAAGUAUUAAAACAAUAAAUAAACACAUCAAUCCUAA
This is a messenger RNA of Dalotia coriaria, 1978 nucleotides long. Its product is annotated as putative fatty acyl-CoA reductase CG8306. Gene Ontology annotation, molecular function: alcohol-forming very long-chain fatty acyl-CoA reductase (NADP+) activity. NCBI's taxonomy places the organism in Eukaryota, Metazoa, Arthropoda, Insecta, Coleoptera, Staphylinidae. The transcript has 7 exons. Gene Ontology annotation, cellular component: peroxisome. Gene Ontology annotation, biological process: long-chain fatty-acyl-CoA metabolic process. The coding region runs from base 290 to 1825 and encodes 511 amino acids. The record is from RefSeq and is a predicted model, not a curated record.